CUCAGGAAGGAGAAACAGGAACACACCGGCCCACACUGGAUAAGAAUGACACCACCUUCCAGCUCCUACCUUCUUCUGCUCUGAGCACUAGGCAUCUUUGCACUUGGCCACUUCACAAAAUGUCAGAACAGCACACUGAUUUUCACAAAGGGAAAUACCAUUCGCAACUGCAGCUGCCCUGUAUACAGUAGGGACUGUGACUACAGUUUGGCCAACUUGAUGUGCAGCUGUAAGUCUGUCCUGCCUUUUGCCUUGGAGCAAACCAGCUAUCAUGGCCAUCUGACUAUAUGGUUCACAGAUAUAUCCACACUGGGCCACCUGCUGAAAUUCACUCUAGUCCAAGACUUGAAGCUUUCCCUUUGUGGCUGCAACACCUUCCCCACCAAGUGCCUGGCUAUCUAUGGGCUGAAGAGGCUUGGCAUCAAUACUGAGGCCAAGCAUCUCCGGGAGCAGAGUUUGCUUAUCCACAACAGAAGGGAGGGCAGUUCCUUGUACAAAGGCCGACAAAUGUGUAUGUUCAUCUCAUUCUUAGAUGUGGCACUUUUCAACAGGGACUCAUCUUUAAAGUCAUACAGUAUUGAUAACAUUUCUAGCCUCACCAGUGACUUUCCUGAUUUUUCUUACUUUAAAAUGUUCCCAAUGCCAAACAACAGAAGCUACGUUUUCACAGUUAUUUACUAG
This is a messenger RNA of Mastomys coucha (southern multimammate mouse), 681 nucleotides long. It is a transcript of the gene Epcip, whose product is annotated as chromosome unknown C21orf62 homolog. The record is from RefSeq and is a predicted model, not a curated record. NCBI's taxonomy places the organism in Eukaryota, Metazoa, Chordata, Mammalia, Rodentia, Muridae.